Molecule: messenger RNA, 1617 nt
Organism: Cucumis sativus (cucumber)
Lineage: Eukaryota; Viridiplantae; Streptophyta; Magnoliopsida; Cucurbitales; Cucurbitaceae
Product: UDP-URONIC ACID TRANSPORTER 1
Exons: 4
Coding region: 461-1384 (307 amino acids)
Cellular component (GO): Golgi apparatus
Molecular function (GO): antiporter activity
Source: RefSeq, a predicted model, not a curated record
AUAUUUCUCCACCGACAGAAAUGGAGUUGUUCUUCCUCUCAGAUCAAUCAGUAUUUUGUAUUUAAUGAAGAUCACAAGCAACGAUUGCUACAUUGUUAUUAUAAAAUUACACAAAUUUCGUUAUGUCAUUUCAUCAUUCGUCUUCAUGAAUGGAAUGAUACCAAUUUUUUCUUUUACUUUGACACAUGUCGGACAAACAGACUACAGAAAUUUUCUCUGUUUUCAGUUUUUUUCAUUACCAGCAAAACUUCCCCAAUAAUCGCUCGCAACGAUUCCGUAGAGAUUAGAGAUUACCCUUUUUCUUUUCUUUUCUUUUCCCAUUCCAUCCCUUAGAGAUCCCAAAAGGGAAAUGCCAUUUGAUGCCAUUGUAGCUCAGAUGAGAGCUUCCUUUCCAAAUCCACCCACCCUUUGAACCAUAAUCCAUAACCAAAUUUGAAAUUCGAAGAAAGCCCAAUUCAAUAUGGCCUCCAAUAAGCAAACCUUUUUCAUAUUGUCCCUUGUAAUUUUUUGGUAUUCAUCCAACAUUGGUGUUCUUCUUUUGAACAAGUUUUUGCUCUCCAACUAUGGCUUCAGAUUCCCAAUCUUCCUCACAAUGUGUCAUAUGUCCGCCUGUGCCAUUCUCAGCUACUUCUCCAUUGUUGUUUUCAAGAUUGUGCCUAUCCAGAUGCUCAAGUCGAGGUCCCAAUUCUUUAAAAUCGCUACGCUUGGCUUGGUUUUUUGUGCCUCUGUCGUCGGUGGCAAUGUUUCCCUUCGGUAUCUUGCUGUCUCCUUCAACCAAGCGGUCGGUGCGACGACGCCGUUUUUCACCGCUCUCUUUGCUUAUUUGAUGACGCUUAAGAGGGAGGCUUGGGUCACUUACGCUGCUCUUAUCCCUGUUGUUGCUGGGGUUGUCAUCGCCAGUGGGGGUGAGCCGGGUUUUCACUUGUUUGGAUUUAUUAUGUGCAUAAGUGCGACUGCUGCAAGGGCGUUCAAGUCUGUUCUUCAGGGUAUCUUAUUGUCUUCUGAAGGGGAAAAGUUGAACUCAAUGAAUUUGCUGCUGUAUAUGUCCCCAAUUGCAGUUCUAGCCUUGUUACCUGUAGCACUUGUUAUGGAACCAAAUGUUUGGGAUGUUACCUUAGCACUUGGGAGGGACCAUAAAUUCAUGUGGCUUCUUCUAUUAUUGAAUUCAGUCAUGGCUUAUUCAGCAAACCUGUUGAAUUUUUUGGUUACUAAACACACCAGUGCUCUGACACUCCAAGUGUUGGGGAAUGCAAAAGGAGCAGUCGCCGUUGUUAUCUCUAUUCUUCUGUUUAGAAACCCCGUCACAGUCAUCGGUAUUGGUGGUUACACGAUAACAGUCCUCGGAGUUGUUGCUUAUGGAGAAGCGAAGCGGAGGUAUAGAUAAUCGAAUGUGUAUGGAAAAGGCAAGGUAUGGAGCCAUCACCAUGAAGAUGACACGUUGUUAUUUUGUGAUGAUCUGAAAAAUAUGAAGAGGAGUUGGAGAUUGUCUAGUAGAAUCAUAGGAAAGAUGGUUGAGUAAUAAUUCUUUUUGUUCUAUUCAUUUGUGUUCCACGUUAUCUUUUGUAGAAGAUAUUGUCCCUUGUUCAUUAUAAAGUAAGCUGAGUUUUCAUCACCCCA